AUGCUUCGUUUAACUUUUCGUAGUUAUAGUUGCUACGCUCCUGCUGUUGGAUGUGCCUUUUUACUAGACACUCUCUAUGGCUCCAAGUACAGUCCACAUAUUGGGAUGUGUAAUAUGCCGUAUGUUUACAUUAAAACUGUUCUCUUUUGCGUUUCUGGAAGGGAAAGAAGGGAAUUGCGGGAACUUGAGCGUAAUUAUGUGCAUGGCCUUAUUGAAUGUCUUCUCCCCAGUAACAGUUUGCAGGAUGAACAGACCAAAUUGGAGUUAAUGCAGUUUGUGGGAGCCAUGCCAUCCCGCACAAGUGGUGUCUCUGCUGCAACCCCAACAGCCACAACAGUCUCUGAUAUGCAUAGACGAAAUGAAGCCAUAGCCGCAUUCCAAUCUUUAUCCACAACAACAACAACAUCAUCAUCAUUAGGAUCAACAGGGCCCGUACGUAGUGGUAGUAGUAAUACUAGUAGUAGUAAUAGUAAUAAUACUAGUAAUAGUGGUGGUAGUAGUGGUAAUAGUGGUAGUCCACAAGUAUUAGAGAAUAUAGCGUCUUUGCUUUCAGGGGCUCUAUUGCCGGCGGCGUUAGCACGUGUAUUAUUAUACGAUGCGGUGUGUGUUUGUGUAGCGGAUGGUGAGUAUGAUGACGGCGAGAGAGAGAGAGUCUCGCAGGUGGCGGCCAAACUUGGAAUUCCCCAUCAUGUGCGAGAGGCGAUUGAGAAGGUUGCCGUGCAGCAGCAGCAGUUGUCUAUACGGAAGCGGCAUUUACUACUUGGGAAUGAUACCCCACCACUGCGGUGA
Trypanosoma theileri is the source of this 789-nucleotide messenger RNA. RefSeq lists its product as uncharacterized. The record is from RefSeq and is a predicted model, not a curated record. Bases 1 to 789 code for a protein of 262 amino acids. Lineage: Eukaryota; Euglenozoa; Kinetoplastea; Trypanosomatida; Trypanosomatidae. The transcript has a single exon.